Nothobranchius furzeri (turquoise killifish) is the source of this 6136-nucleotide messenger RNA. It is a transcript of the gene erbb2, whose product is annotated as erb-b2 receptor tyrosine kinase 2. NCBI's taxonomy places the organism in Eukaryota, Metazoa, Chordata, Actinopteri, Cyprinodontiformes, Nothobranchiidae. The record is from RefSeq and is a predicted model, not a curated record. Gene Ontology annotation, molecular function: ATP binding; transmembrane receptor protein tyrosine kinase activity. Gene Ontology annotation, cellular component: signaling receptor complex; basal plasma membrane; plasma membrane. Gene Ontology annotation, biological process: protein phosphorylation; positive regulation of kinase activity; cell surface receptor protein tyrosine kinase signaling pathway.
GGCCACGCGCCUUUACUCCAUUGCGCGCCCCCGCAUUUACUACCGACAGGCGCAGAGUCCAUGGGAGGAAGUCACUGAGAUUGGAAAACAGACCACAACUGCGCUCUCACAGCAGGGCCAAAAGGAAACGAGGAACUUCACCUGGGAGAAGGAAAACAAGUGAAAACGCGUCUUUUCCUGUGCUGGAGAAGUCAGAAAAUUCCAACUUUGGAGUAUGGACUAGGAGCGGCGCGUCUGCGCAGAUGGAGGCGGUGAGAAGUUUGGUGUUCGUCGGGGCCGUGCUGCUCGGAGUGACGGGCGCUUCGGGCAGGGAAGUUUGCCUGGGCACAGACAUGAAAUUGGCCUUGCCAUCAAGCCUGGAGAACCAUUAUGAAACCCUGAAGCUGCUCUACACUGGCUGCCAAGUUGUCCAUGGCAACCUGGAGAUCACACACCUCAGUGGAAACCCUGACCUUUCCUUCUUGCAGGGGAUUGUGGAGGUGCAGGGUUACGUACUCGUUGCACACGUCUCAGUGACUUUGGUGCCUCUGGACAACCUUCGGAUCAUCAGAGGAAGCCAGCUGUACAACUCCAGCUAUGCACUGGCUGUGCUGGAUAACACUCUGAACAAUCGGGGUCUGAGGACCCUGCGCCUUCGCAGCCUGACAGAGAUCCUGUUGGGCAGGGUGUAUAUUUGGGGGAACCCCCAGCUGUGCUUCCCGGAUCCACAAAGCAUAAUCUGGAAUGACACGCUGGACGAGCAGAACAGCCACUCCAGGCUGCACCAGCUGCAGUCCAGAGCCCCUAAUUGUCCAAAAUGUUCUCCGGUUUGUGCAAAAAGCUGCUGGGGAGAAACAGCGCAGGACUGCCAGACACUAACUCGAAUCAACUGUGUGAGUGGGUGCCAGCGAUGUAAAGGCCCUUUUCCUAACGACUGCUGUCACAGGCAGUGUGCUGCUGGCUGCACCGGGCCGAAAGACUCUGACUGUCUGGCAUGUCGCCACUUCAACGACAACGGUGUGUGUAAAGAGAACUGCCCUCUGCCUGCCAUCUACGACUCGCUCACCUACCAGACCAAACCCAACCCAAACAAAAAAUUCAACUUUGGAGCCACCUGCGUUAAGACUUGCCCCUAUAACUACCUGGCUAUGGAGGUGGCCUGUACUUUAAACUGUCCCCGAGCCAACAAGGAGGUCAUCAUCCUGCAGCCCGACGGGACCGAGACGCAGAAAUGUGAAAAGUGUGAUGGGGACUGCACCAAAGAGUGUUACGGUUUGGGAAUGGGUAACUUCGGUGUUGUGGACAAUCACAGCGUUACCAUGGUAACAUCAGCCAACGUGGAGCAGUUCACCAAGUGCUCGCAGAUUUUUGGAAGCCUCGCCUUCCGUGCUCAGAGCUUUGAAAGAGAUCCUGUGACCAACACUUCUGGCCUGACUCUGGAGCAGAUGUGCGCCUUCAAGAAACUGAAAGAGAUAACAGGUUACUUGUACAUCGAUGCCUGGCCAGAGGAGUGGGCCAACCUCUCCGUGUUUGAGAAUCUAGAGGUGAUCAGAGGCAGGAUGCUCCACAUGGGGGUGUUUUCUCUCGCCAUCCAGAACCUACACAUCCAGUCUCUUGGGCUGCGUUCACUGCGCAGCGUCAGUGGAGGUUUGGUUUUGAUAUACAACAACUCACAGUUGUGCUACACCAACUCUCUGCCCUGGGAGAGUCUAAUCCAUCCCACCCAGGGGCCCCAUCGCAUUGUCAGCCACAACCAGGACCCUCAAGUCUGCGAGAGUGAGGGGUAUAUUUGCCACUCUCUGUGUAAGGGGGGCUGCUGGGGUCCUGGCCCAGGCCAGUGUGUGUCCUGUAAGACGUUCCAGCGUGGCACCGAGUGUGUGGAGCAGUGUAACCUCCAUGAUGGGUCGAGGCGUGAAUACGUAGAUGGAUUUUUGUGCACAGCCUGUCAUGCAGAGUGUCAGCCCUUCAACGGUUCUGUCUCCUGCCAUGGCAAGGGUGCGGAACACUGCACCAAGUGUCGACACUUUCAGGACGGAGAGUUUUGCGUGGACAGCUGUCCCAGUGGUGUGAAGGAAGAUCAGCACACCGUGUGGAAAUACAGCAAUGCAACAGGACACUGUGUGCUCUGCAACACGAACUGCUCCCUGUCCUGCACUGAUAAGGACGAGCGAGGCUGCCCCAUCGACACCAGGACAGGACCGGGCACGACCAUCGCUGCUGCUGUGGGUGGAGUAGUGCUCUUCUUCAUCCUGCUGGCUUUGCUGGUCUUCUAUCUGAAAAGGCAGACGAAGCUGAGGAGGAAGGAGACGGUGAGGAGGUACCUGCAGGAGCAGGAGCUGGUGGAGCCUUUAACUCCGAGUGGCGCGUCUCCCAAUCAAGCCCAGAUGAGAAUCCUGAAGGAGACGGAGCUAAAGAAGGACAGGAUUCUGGGUGCAGGAGCCUUUGGGACAGUGUACAAGGGGGUGUGGGCUCCUGAAGGAGAAACCGUGAAAAUUCCCGUGGCCAUUAAGGUGUUGAGAGAGAACACCUCACCAAAGGCGAAUAAAGAGAUUCUCGAUGAGGCCUACGUGAUGGCGGGGGUCACCAGCCCCUAUGUGUGUCGUCUCCUGGGUAUCUGUCUGACCUCCACAGUGCAGCUUGUCACUCAGCUGAUGCCGUAUGGCUGCCUGCUCGACUACGUCCGGGAGAACAAGGACCGCAUUGGUUCUCAGUUCCUCCUCAACUGGUGUGUCCAGAUUGCUAAGGGGAUGAGCUAUCUGGAGGACAUCCGCCUGGUUCACAGAGAUCUGGCUGCACGUAACGUUCUGGUAAAGAACCCUAACCACGUGAAGAUCACAGACUUUGGUCUGGCCCGUCUGUUGGAUAUAGAUGAGACUGAGUACCAUGCUGAUGGAGGGAAGGUGCCGAUUAAAUGGAUGGCUUUAGAGUCGAUUCUGCACAGAAGAUUCACCCAUCAGAGUGAUGUCUGGAGUUAUGGUGUGACGGUGUGGGAGCUGAUGACUUUUGGUUCCAAGCCCUACGACACAAUCCCAGCAAGAGAUAUCCCAAAUGUGUUAGAGGGUGGAGAGCGCCUUCCGCAGCCCCCCAUCUGCACCAUCGAAGUCUACAUGAUCAUGGUCAAAUGUUGGAUGAUUGAUCCAGAGAGCCGACCCAAGUUCAGAAGUCUGGUUCAAGACUUUAGCAGCAUGGCCAGAGAUCCGUCCCGAUACUUAGUCAUUAUGAACGAUGAGCAGAUGAGUUCUUGCAGCCCGGUGGACAGCCGGUUUUACCGAAUGCUUCUGGAAGAAGGGGACAAUAUGAGAGAGAUGAUGGAUGCUGAGGAAUAUCUGGUGCCUCUCACAGACGGAGAGGAAUCUCAGCCCAACGGGCCAUCCAGACACCAGUCAUACAGGAGCAGAGAUCAGGGUUUAGAUGUUGAGCCCGUCACUGUCGCUGUUCCACGGAGCGUGUAUUCCUCUCAGGGUACUCUUGGCCAUGGUCAGUUUCCCAUUUUUCCGCUGGGAGCGACCAUGGCUAACGGUGUGUGGCCUCCAAUGUUAGCUCGCAGCACGUCAGCAGGAGGCCAGUCUGACUCAGUCUUCCUGGACGCUGUUCCCGAUGGCCAUGCAUUGCCCCCAAUCAGCCCUGGACGCUACUGCAAAGACCCCACUUACCCCAUCGAGAGCCAGGAAGAGCUGGGGACCGAUGAGCCAGACCGCUUCCCUGCUCCUCCUCACCUUCAUCACUCACUGCCCAGACGGAGUCAUGGCUACGUUCACAACCAGGCCUCGCCAGAGUACGUCAACCAGGAGAUGCAAUAUCUCAGGCCGGCGAUCCCUGACAGGCCCACUACGCUUCCACGUAAAGGCUCUAAAGUAGACCGACGGCUCCCCAAUGGGCUCAGCUCCGGUCACAGCGUGGAAAACCCGGGAUACCUGGUCCCGGUGAGCUCCACCUCCUCUGCCUUUGACAACCCGUACUACUUGGACCUUGUAGCCAAAGCCAAUGCUGCACCUGGGACAACGGUGGUGGACGGCCCCACAGUUCUGGAGAGUAAUGGGGGUGUCAGCAGGCACGCCAAUGGGUUUGUGACUCCUACCGCCGAAAAUCCAGAGUAUCUCGGACUAGCGGACACAUGGACGGGACAUACUUGAGGAAAAGGAAGUGAAGAUCGUUUUCUUCUGUGGAAAAUGUUGUAAAGGGAAUAUUUGUGUGUUUGAAACAGAAACCGUUGGGAGGUGCCAUCCACGAGUCCACGGUGACUCGACAAAGUGUAGCAUUUAUAUGGCGUCUUUGAAUUCCUGUUUUCCUGUCACUCCUAAGCUAUUCUGGACUGUUUAAUGCCAAAGUCACUCUCAACUUUAGGAAUCGCUUGAUACUGAAAGAAAUGAGUAAUUAAUCCACAAUGGUACCGUACAGGUUUUUCUUUCAUCUCUAAGUUUCGUCCACAAAUGAAGCAGUUCUUGUUUCCUUUAGAUGGAAGAAAAAACCUUGUGUACCAUGAUAUGCAUUGAAGAUGCUGUUUAGUAUUCUGGUCACUUUCUCCCAGGCUUGAUGAGGGUCUUUGGUUGUCUCAAAGGCAUUUUGUUUCAAACAGAAAAAGCCCUGCAACCCAUCUGGCCUGUGGGCAUGCUCCCUGGAAGAAAGACACCCUGUAUGCAGAGACGGCAGCAUUGUGUCUCUGAUUCAUGUGGCCGUUAGUGCUGCAACAAAUCACUCAUGAGGUACUUGCAGACACGUUAAGCAACUUGAAAUGCAUUUAGGCUGUUAAGAAGUAGGUAAUAAAAUGGUUGAACUUUUUUUUUAACAUGAUGGGGAUGACUCCUGUGGAAAUCAGGUGGAAUGCACUGCAGAUGCCUCCUAAGCUUGUGUUGUCACUGUGAAGUUUGACGGAUUCUUUAUUGAGCAAUAUUUUAUUUACCAUGUUUGUGAAUAAACUUGCAGCAGUGUGCAGCUGAAUGUGAUCCAGAGGAGACAAAAGUCUUGCUGCUCCACUCCUGCUGGAUAAUCGAUGCAUGAUUCAAAUUCCACUCGCUUCCCUCCCAGUUAAUAAUCAACAGCACUUUUUCUGAAAGGCUGUUUUAUGUUGUUUUCAUGCUAACUGGUGUGUGGCCGGGGAAGUCAAAGCCCUUUCAAUGCAGUCUUUGUCUGACCCCUCUUGUCCUCUAUGUCCUCACACGUCCCCAAAGCUGACAGUUUCACAGGUUUGAGUAGAAAUCUGCCGUCUGCAGAGAUCCGAGGCUUGCCGGGGCCCGGACAUCCCAAAACUCAAAACAAAUUUUAACCAUUCAGAUCCAUCUAAAUUGUUCACACAUAAUUUUUUUAUUUCAGAUAAAGAUUUUUUUUUUUUACCAAGAAAACCCCCCCCAAAAACAUCAUGUUUUAUUCUGAUAUGUUUGUUUGUCACUUACUGAAUUCCAAGUGAUCAGAUCCAUCUAACGUGUUUUUAUUUUUAUAAUGUGUAUCCAUUGAACUUCAGAGUAAAUUACUAAUACAGUUUCAGUCAGGUGAAAACCUAAUUUCCCUCAAAACAUGAAUGCAAUUGACUCCAUGCUGGGAAAAUUUUCCUUUGUUUCCUUUAUUUACUUGAAUGGAUUGAUGUAAUGACCGUUGUUAUAGAGGUUGAAUGUUGACUAAAAUGAAUCGCGCAUGCGAGAGGCCCCCCACCCCCCACUGGCUCAUGCUUCUCGCAGAUCGCAGGCGGUAGGCGUAAUUUCAGUCAGCCAAUCAAUCCGUAGUGUCGCCUCGGUCCCAGUCUGCCCGCUGGGGAGAAGGUCUGAAAAAAAAGUCACCUCGGAACCGAAAACGCAAUUCGGACUUGUGUGUGAAAUCAAACUCCAGUCCCGUAAGGGACCGAACCGACGCAAAUUUGUAAGCACCAUAACUGGAUGUCUGAGGAACCAUCAACCAGGAGAGUCAUGUGGCCAUCUUUCAACAUGUUUGAUUAUCUACAAAAGUGGCUUAAAUAUUUCUAUCUGUGCAAAUACUCUACAGCUUACAGGUUUAUCAGUGAGAAACAAAAGAGCAGCUAAUAAAAGCGUGCUGAAGGUUUUGUAACAUUACAGUCUUUUGAAGAAAAUGCUUGUUUCGUACUUUCACGGUGAAUGUACUUUAUUGGGCCGGAAAGACUCAUCUUGUAAAUGUUUAACGUGUACGAAUAAAGUCAAUCAGUAUGGUA